UUGUUGUUGUUCAUCAUCUUCUAGGGUUUUCCAGGAACAUACAACAAAAAUACAUACAUAAAGAUACAUGAAUAAUAAUAAUAAAUAAAUAAAAUAAUUAAUAAUAAAAAUGAUAUUCACACGCAUUUCACGCUUUCUGUCUCGCUCGAAUAACACCUUCCACAACCAACAAUGGUGGUUGCAGAAUGUGAGAGGAAAUACUAGUUUCAUCACCAUUCACGGCGGCGGUGGACCACGGCACGUGACCAGCAGCAGCCCUACCACCUAUUAUUUUACCACUUCAAUUACCACCUGUAAUAAAAUAUUAUAUAAUUCUCAAAUUUUAAACAGCAACCAUCACUUAUUAUCAGGAGGAGGAGGAGGAGGCUGCUGCUCACCAAGACUCUUUUCCAAUCAAGCCUCCAACAACAAAAACAAGAAUUACGAGAACUAUUACCCAAGUGGAACGGUAAAGGUAAAGGUCACAGUGAGAAAUGCGGACGGUGACAAAUUUGAUUCCAAAGGGGACGGUCACGAAUCCGGUUCCAAGGGGGACUCUGGCAAAAAUGACGAUGGAGAUAAGUUCAAGCAGUUUCCAAAUUUACUUCCGUCUUUGCUGUUUUUUGCUUUUGUUUUGUCAUCAACUUUCUUGAAUACUGAAGAAAAGAAACAGAUCAGUUUUCAAGAGUUCAAAAGUAAGCUUCUAGAACCUGGUUUGGUGGACCAUAUUGUUGUCACCAAUAAAUCUGUUGCUAAAGUGUAUGUGAAGACUUCAGUUUCCAAUACAUCUCAAAUCAGUGAUGAAGCUAGCCAGGGUCCUAACAGUGACAUCGGGUCCAGUGGAAAAUCAGGCUAUUACAAAUACUAUAUUAAUAUAGGAAGUGUGGAAACUUUUGAGGAGAAGCUCGAGGAAGCUCAGAAGGCAUUGGGAAUAGAUACUCAUAAUUAUGUUCCAGUCAUGUAUUCUGAUGAAACAAAUUGGCUCCUAGAAUUAUUGAGGUUCGCUCCAACAUUAUUUCUUCUAGGAACCUUAUAUUUUGUGGGCCGAAGAAUGCAGAUUAAUGUCCCAGGUGGAAAGGGUUCCCGUGGAAUUUUCAACAUAGGAAAAGCACAAGUGACGAAGUUGGAUAAAAAUUCUAAAAACAAGGUAUACUUUAACGAUGUAGCUGGUUGUGAUGAAGCAAAGCAAGAAAUCAUGGAAUUUGUGCAUUUUCUGAAAAAUCCUAAAAAGUACGAGGAGUUAGGAGCAAAAAUUCCAAAGGGAGCACUUCUUGUAGGACCACCUGGGACAGGGAAGACGCUUCUUGCAAAAGCCACUGCCGGUGAAUCCGAAGUUCCUUUUUUGUCCAUAUCUGGUUCUGAUUUUAUGGAAAUGUUUGUUGGGGUGGGACCCGCCAGGGUCCGUAGCUUAUUUCAGGAGGCAAGAGAAUGUGCACCAAGUAUAAUAUUUAUUGAUGAGAUUGAUGCAAUCGGGCGGGCCAGGGGCCGUGGUGGUUUUUCUGGUGGAAAUGAUGAGCGUGAGAGUACUUUAAAUCAGCUUCUGGUAGAAAUGGAUGGAUUUGGAACCACUUCUGGAGUUGUUGUACUUGCUGGUACAAAUAGACCUGAUAUUUUAGACAAGGCUUUGUUGAGGCCUGGUCGUUUUGACCGUCAAAUUACAAUUGAUAAACCUGAUAUUAAAGGUCGCGAGCAAAUAUUUAACAUAUAUUUGAAGAAAUUGAAGCUUGAUGAAGAGCCAUCCCAUUAUUCUCAGAGGCUUGCUGCUCUGACACCUGGAUUUGCUGGAGCGGACAUUGCUAAUGUUUGUAAUGAAGCUGCUUUAAUUGCUGCGAGGUGUGAGAGUGCUGUCAUUACUAUGGUUUACUUUGAGGCAGCUAUAGAUAGGGUCAUUGGAGGUUUAGAGAAGAAAAACAAGGUGAUAAGUAAACUGGAAAGGAGGACUGUUGCUUAUCAUGAAUCAGGUCAUGCCGUUGCUGGAUGGUUUUUGGAACACGCAGAACCGUUGCUAAAAGUGACGAUUGUUCCUCGAGGUACUGCAGCCCUCGGUUUUGCACAGUAUGUCCCUAAUGAGAACCUCUUGAUGACUAAAGAGCAGCUUUUCGAUUUGACUUGCAUGACGCUUGGGGGUCGAGCAGCCGAACAGGUUUUGAUUGGAAAGAUCUCGACUGGAGCUCAAAACGACUUGGAGAAAGUCACAAAAAUGACGUAUGCUCAAGUAGCAGUAUAUGGUUUCAGUGAGAAAGUUGGUCUUCUAUCUUUUCCUCAAAAUGACAACGCCUUUGAGGUAACCAAGCCAUAUAGCAGCAAAACUGCUGCAAUAAUUGACAAUGAAGUGAGAGAAUGGGUUGGAAAAGCAUACCAACGUACAUUGCAACUGAUCGAGGAACAUAAAGAGCAAGUAGCUCAGCUUGCAGAGCAGUUACUCGAGAAAGAAGUAUUACACCAAGAAGACUUGGUAACCAUACUUGGUAAACGACCAUUCCAGUAUAGUGAACCAACGAAUUAUGAUAGGUUCAAGGGUGGGUUUGUAGACAAUGAAAGUCAAGAAAAAGCAAGCGGAAAAUGAUGAUCCCCUACACCCCUCUAACCUUGUGACUCUAAGUACGUAGUUUUAUUUUAACAAAAAAUCACAUUUGAGGUCAAUUGUUUAUCGCUCGAUAUUGAAGUUUUCGAUUUAUGUAGCAAUACAUGUCCUCUUUGGAGAUUUAAUGAUGUAUAGCUUUUGGAAGAAUCCUGCCCGAGUUUGUUUUUGUUCUCAAUUUAUAAGAGUGACAAUUUCCGACUCAUUAACUUA
Molecule: messenger RNA, 2773 nt
Organism: Erigeron canadensis
Lineage: Eukaryota; Viridiplantae; Streptophyta; Magnoliopsida; Asterales; Asteraceae
Product: ATP-dependent zinc metalloprotease FTSH 8, mitochondrial-like
Exons: 8
Coding region: 110-2545 (811 amino acids)
Biological process (GO): protein-containing complex assembly; mitochondrial protein processing
Cellular component (GO): m-AAA complex; chloroplast thylakoid membrane
Molecular function (GO): zinc ion binding; metalloendopeptidase activity; ATP binding
Source: RefSeq, a predicted model, not a curated record